This is a messenger RNA of Hemibagrus wyckioides, 1816 nucleotides long. It is a transcript of the gene slc35a3b, whose product is annotated as solute carrier family 35 member A3b. Gene Ontology annotation, cellular component: Golgi membrane. Gene Ontology annotation, molecular function: UDP-galactose transmembrane transporter activity. Bases 657 to 1769 code for a protein of 370 amino acids. Gene Ontology annotation, biological process: pyrimidine nucleotide-sugar transmembrane transport. The record is from RefSeq and is a predicted model, not a curated record. The transcript is spliced from 9 exons. Lineage: Eukaryota; Metazoa; Chordata; Actinopteri; Siluriformes; Bagridae.
GUACCUGCAGGAAAUGCAUCAUCACAACAGGAAACCACCCGUGCCCAAACUUCCUCCAUUCUGUGCGUCAUAUCGAGCGUCAAAAAGCAUGAAAAGGAGUCAGAGUCAGGAGGAGCGAAAGAUACACCACAUAACAGUUAUUUUAACCAAAGCCAGGUGACCUGAACCGGUUUCAAAGAAGAACUGGACCAUGGAGAACUGGACACCAGGGUGGUGUACUGGGUUCUGCAGUAAAGAACCCUGAGGAUCUGGACUUCAUGUAGCUGUUACUUUGACACACAUCACCUACGGUGUUCCCUAACCACGCUCUGAGGAACAUAAUAAAGAGCAACAUGUACUGACUUGGCCUCUGAAUUCCCUCAUUCUCUCACAGUGUGAAUCUGUAGCAUGUGCUAAACAAACUGGUCUGAUCCACACUUACACAAAGACCUACAGGAUCUGCAGCACACCUUCGGAGGAGCUGAUCUGGUGUUGUAAUCACGCACACAGAGGUUCAAAAGACUGAUACGGUAUUAUUACGGGGUGUGGCACGUGAAAACAUGCUUCUGUGUGGAUUUGUAGUGUCCAACUUUUUUCUUUUUGAAGCUUGCGAUACGAGUUCGCUGGAGUCACGUCUCUUCACUGACAACCAGGGCUGUGUGUGAGCACUGAGUGAAAUGGUUGUGGGAACACAGGAAACUCCGGCUAGCAUGAGUGUGACCAUGCUGAACGGACAGGAGCAGCCCAAACUGGGCGUCUCUGCUAAGCCUGCCCCCUUCAUCCGCGAGGAGCCAUCCAGCAUCUCCUAUACGUUCGUAUCUAACCGGUUGAAGUAUGUUUCUCUGGGGGUUUUGAUGAUCCAGACCACCUCGCUGGUCCUCACCAUGCGCUACUCCCGCACCCUGCAAUCCGAGGGGCCGCGAUACCUCGCCUCGUCCGCAGUGUUGCUCUCCGAGAUCCUCAAGAUCCUCAUCUGCUCCCUGCUGAUCUUCAGCUACAACAGUUGUAGUGUCCGAGAUCUGUACCAGGAGCUGAAGGAGGAGAUCGUUCACAGACCCUCAGAGACCGUGAAGCUGGUGAUUCCCUCUGGUGUCUACACGCUGCAGAACAACCUGCUCUACGUGGCUCUGUCCAACCUGGAUGCUGCUACCUACCAGGUGACUUAUCAGCUGAAGAUCCUCACCACGGCUCUGUUCUCCAUCUCCAUGCUGGGGAGGAGACUGGGCAUCUGCCAGUGGCUGUCCUUAUUCAUACUGAUGACAGGAAUCGCUUUUGUACAGUGGCCAACACGCUCCGAGUUCGAGUCCAAGAUGGACUCGGGUUCGCGGUUAAUCGGGGUACUGGCCAUUCUGUUCGCCUGCUUCUCCAGUGGAUUUGCCGGCGUUUACUUCGAGAAGAUCCUCAAAGAAACCAAGCAGAGUGUCUUGAUCCGCAACAUUCAGCUAGGUUUGUUUGGUCUGUUCUUCGGUCUAACCGGAAUGUUUCUGCAGGAUGGGGAUAAGGUCUGGGAGAACGGGAUUUUGCAGGGUUUUAACAGUGUGACCUGGGCCGUGGUCAUUCUGCAGGCUACGGGUGGCUUGAUCGUCGCGGCGGUCAUCAAGUAUGCAGAUAACAUCCUGAAGAGCUUCGCUAUGUCCGGCUCCAUCAUGUUAUCUACGGUCAUCUCCUACUUCUGGCUGCAGGACUUUAAUCCCUCCAGUUUGUUCUUCGUGGGCGCUGUGCUGGUCAUCACGGCCACGUUUCUCUACGGGUACGACUGGAAACCUGGCGUGAACCCGAGCAAGCAAUAGCACGACGGACUCGGCCUGAACCAUGUGAUGUGCAGAGACUCGGAGAA